AUGGGAUACACCGAAUUAACUCAAAAACAAGUGGAUAAAGUGUUACAAGACAUAUCAAAGGAAUAUGUCGGCACUUCCUAUAACUUAUUGACAAGAAAUUGCAAUCACUUUUCGGAAGAGUUAUGUAAGAGUUUGACAGGAAAGACUGCACCAGGUUGGGUAAACCGUGCUGCCAAGUUGGGAACUAUGUUUCCUUGUGUGAUACCUACGGAAUGGGUUGAGCCUCCUGAUGCCAAUGGAAAUGGUAAGUGGAGAAAUAAUAAUAAUAAUAAUAAUAAUAGAUGCAUUCUUCUUUAUAUUAAAUGA
Molecule: messenger RNA, 306 nt
Organism: Mucor mucedo
Lineage: Eukaryota; Fungi; Mucoromycota; Mucoromycetes; Mucorales; Mucoraceae
Product: PPPDE putative peptidase domain-containing protein
Exons: 2
Coding region: 1-306 (101 amino acids)
Biological process (GO): protein deubiquitination
Molecular function (GO): deubiquitinase activity
Source: RefSeq, a predicted model, not a curated record